This is a messenger RNA of Puccinia triticina, 381 nucleotides long. RefSeq lists its product as uncharacterized. The record is from RefSeq and is a predicted model, not a curated record. The coding region runs from base 1 to 381 and encodes 126 amino acids. Lineage: Eukaryota; Fungi; Basidiomycota; Pucciniomycetes; Pucciniales; Pucciniaceae. The transcript has 8 exons.
AUGAUGAAACGAAAUGACAAUCCCGCCGGAAAGAUCCAUAGUGGCCGAUUUCGCAACCUACCGAGCAAGAAGUUACGGGUGGUCCCGCAGGGCGGCGCUUGUCCAGGAAUUGGGUACCCCAAGGAAAAGAUGGGGGCCUGUUUGUGGGCUGGACUGAAUUCAAUCGAAGAAGCAACCCCCUUUGCCAACAAGGGUAACACCCGUGCCGAAGGCACAGUCGUAGAUGUUUGCACUUUCGACGAAAAUGACCGCAAACUCACCAUCGAAGAAGGCUGUUCCAUGAUAUAUGUCACGCGUGCUAUGUUUCGUGCGCUUGGCGGGAAGUCAGGUGCAGAUUCCAUGGUUAUUGACAACUGGGAUUUCAUCGAUGCACCUAAAUGA